Messenger RNA from Ceratotherium simum simum (southern white rhinoceros), 2285 nucleotides. It is a transcript of the gene RAB15, whose product is annotated as RAB15, member RAS oncogene family. NCBI's taxonomy places the organism in Eukaryota, Metazoa, Chordata, Mammalia, Perissodactyla, Rhinocerotidae. The record is from RefSeq and is a predicted model, not a curated record. Gene Ontology annotation, biological process: Rab protein signal transduction. Gene Ontology annotation, molecular function: GTP binding; GTPase activity.
GAGCAACGGCCGGCUGAGCGCCGCCCGCCCGCAGCCCCGGCCCCUCCGGCCCAGCCAUGGCGAAGCAGUACGAUGUGCUGUUCCGGCUGCUGCUGAUCGGGGAUUCCGGGGUGGGCAAGACCUGCCUGCUGUGCCGCUUCACUGACAACGAGUUCCACUCCUCGCACAUCUCCACCAUCGGUGUUGACUUUAAGAUGAAGACCAUAGAGGUAGAUGGCAUCAAGGUGCGGAUACAGAUUUGGGACACGGCGGGGCAGGAGAGAUAUCAGACCAUCACAAAGCAGUACUAUCGACGGGCCCAGGGAAUAUUUUUAGUCUACGACAUUAGCAGCGAGCGCUCUUACCAGCACAUCAUGAAGUGGGUCAGUGAUGUGGAUGAGUAUGCACCAGAAGGUGUCCAGAAGAUCCUUAUAGGGAAUAAGGCUGAUGAAGAGCAGAAACGGCAGGUGGGAAGAGAGCAAGGGCAGCAGCUGGCUAAGGAGUAUGGCAUGGACUUCUAUGAAACAAGUGCCUGCACCAACCUCAACAUUAAAGAGUCUUUCACACGUCUGACAGAGCUGGUGCUGCAGGCCCAUAGGAAGGAGCUGGAAGGCCUCCAGACACGUGCCAGCAAUGAGUUGGCAUUGGCAGAGCUGGAGGAGGAUGAGGGCAAACCUGAGGGCCCAGCGAACUCUUCGAAAACCUGCUGGUGCUGAGGGUCCUGCGUGGAGCACCCACACGAUCCCCCCUCCCUCAGGAAGCCAGCGGGCAGGCAGGGAGGCUGGGCUUUGCCCGGCCUCUCCUCUCAUUUGGGUGACCCUGUUGAAUACUAGUAGCUGCUAUUCCCCCCGCCUGGUCCUGAGAGCAGCGCUGCUGUCAUCUGCGAGCAGCCUCUGCCCCCAGUCCCUCUACCCUAGAGUGGUGUCCUCCAGCCUAUUCCCCAGCUGCAGGCCUGCUGUGAGCCCCAAAUGUGCCAUGAGCACUGUCUCACCACCCCGAGCACCCUGGACAAUGGCCGAGUCUGGAGUCAAGGCCACUUUAAGGCUCCUUCUUUCUCAGUGCAUCUUGUCUCCUCUGCUUUUUUUCUCUUCUUCCCACUUGUCUCUCCGUCCCCUUCCCCUCCGGUGUGUUUGUAUCACAGCCCCUCACACCCCUUUCCCUGUGUGUCUGCUGUGCGGCUGCUGGUGCAGCCUCUUUCUUUCCUUUCUCACUAACCCUGUCCAAGGGAGUGGCCUCAGGCUCGUGGGGAUGUUCCGUGCUUUGCUCCGGGGAGAAGCCCUGCUGCUUUGUGGGUGGGCCAAAGGCUACGGGGUGCUUCUUCCUAUCCUCCUUUCCUCCCCAUCCCUUCUUGUGCCAUGGGUCUGCCUCCCCAGUGACCUGGGGAAGCGGAACGUCAAGGUAGGAAGGAAACACCAAACUGGUGGUCCUCAAGCGGGGCCUGUCCUACCUCUCCCUGCCCGCCCCCAGCUUUGGCCUUGCUUGGCUGCCUGCCCACCUGCCUCUUGGGGGAACUGAGGUUGGAGGCAGGUACUUCAGAGAAGGAAAAAAGUGAUGAGGGGUGGCAGGGUUAAAAAGUCACCUCCAUUCUCUACCUCCCAUGCAGCGUGUACACAGUUUCUCUCCACCUGGGCUCCUGAACAUAAAGAUGGAGACCAGGGCCUGAGGACACUGCAGGGGCAAGGAGACCCCUGGGGCCAUGAUACUGACAAGCCAACCACGCACUCCAGAAAGGCGAGUGCUUGGAAAUGAAGGGUGAGCUCCUAUAUAUCAGGUUAAGAGCAAGGGAUUGCAGACCAGGGAUGGCAGUUUGCAAACCAGAGGGAACAUGGCAGCAGCAGGGCUUCCUGGGCCCCAUCUUCCAUUUCUUGUGGAAACGCCACAACUUUCUGGCUGGUCAGAGGUGACAUAACCACGUUGGUGGUCUGUCACUGAACCCAGCCUUCAGCUCUCAUGGUUUUCCUGAGACCCAAAGUUUGUGGAGAAGGACUUCAUGGGAAGGAAGAAAGAAGGCCCCAGGUAGAAAUGCUUGGUGCUGUUCUCUUCAGCCUUCACGACAAAGUGCUCCUCUUGCCCCCCUGGCUCCCAGGGACGAGACUUGAGGGUGUGCCAGCUGCACUGUGGCUACAGGUGGAGGGAAGCGGACUCCCUCCUCCAGAGCUCUUUGUUCAGGAAGAAGUUUCUUUAACCCCAUGUGGCCCAAGAGUGGCUUGAAGGAGGCCCUUUAAGGAAGGAACAAGUCAGGUACCAGCCUUAGUAGGGUUCCUCCCUACCUUCCCAAGAUGGAGAAGCCCAGGUAGGAGGAUCAU